GUCAGCAGAUUGAUUGAUUGAUUCUGAGAUUGUGGGGUCAAAACACUGGAUUGAUAAAAAGAGAGAGAAGCCACCACGACCACUCAUCUGAUCGUUGACCGAUUCAAAAACCCCAACCAGACGAAUCAAGCACCGAUGCUCACGCCGACCAAGUCCGCCGCCGCCAUCCGGCUCAUCCAAGCCGCCCGCCAAUCCUUCGCCGGCUGCCAGUCCCAUGGCUGUCCCUGUCCAGCCCACCAAGCCAUCCAGAACCAACACUCCCCCACGGAUAUCCGCUCGGCUGCUCGCUCCAUUCUCUCCAAAGGUCGCGCCCGCUCCUUCGCUGCCCCCGUCGACUCCCUCACUGAAUAUGCUUUCGAGGUCUCCGCCGCUCAAUUGAGGUUUGGUGAAGGCGUGACCAGAGAAGUUGGGAUGGAUUUCCAAAACAUGAAAGCCAGGAAGGUGGGCGUCUUCACGGACAAGACGAUCAUGAACUUGUACCCGAUGAAAGCGGCGAUGGAGUCAUUGGAGAUGGCCGGGAUCUCCUACGAGGUAUUCAACGAAUGCAAGGUAGAGCCGAACCAAGAGAGUUGGGAACGGGCGAUAAGCUUCAGUCGGACGCACGACUUCUCGCACUUCUUGGCCGUCGGCGGGGGCUCGGUGAUCGACACCUGCAAGGUCGCCAACCUUUACAGCUGUUACCCCGACGCAGACCUGCUCGAGUUCGUCAAUGCGCCCAUCGGCAAAGGCUCGCCCAUCGAGCGCUCCCUCAAGCCUUUGAUCGCCGUCCCCACUACCGCUGGCACGGGCUCCGAAACUACCGGCACCGCUAUCUUCGAUUAUACACCGCUUCAAGCUAAGACUGGGAUUGCCAAUCGGGCCUUAAGACCUACGUUAGGGAUCGUGGACCCAUUGAGCACCGACAGCUGUCCGCGAGCCGUCCAUGUCAACAGUGGCCUGGACGUGCUCUUCCACUCUCUCGAAUCUUACACCGCUAUUCCUUAUUACAUGCGUACUCCUCGACCUUCGAAUCCUAAAUACAGACCCGCCUAUCAAGGCCGGAAUCCAAUCAGCGAUGUGUUUUCUUUGUGGGCUUUGAAAACUACCGUUGAAUAUCUUCCCCGAGUGGCUAAAGAUCCGACCGACAGAGAGGCAAAAACACAGAUGUUGCUUGCAUCUACCUUUGCAGGAAUCGGGUUUGGGAACGCCGGUGUCCAUUUAUGUCAUGGAUUUUCGUACCCGAUCUCCGGCUUGAACAAGAAGUUAGCCAAAUGGAGUGGUUCAGGGUAUGAGGUCGAGGGCCCUUUGGUACCGCACGGACUAUCAGUCGCGUUGACGGGCUCGGCGGUCUUCCGCUUCACCGCGGGCCUCGUCGCCGGACCGACACCGGGAAGCGGCGGACAUCUUUGGACGAGCUCGCGGCGAGGGUUCUUCGGCGCACGUCGCCGAUGCCGACGUCGGCGAACUCAUCCACGAUCGGAUCGCCCAGUUCCUCGUCGAGCUCGGCUUGCCUCGCGGCCUCAAUGGGAUCGGCUACCAUCCGCAAAAUAUCGAGGCCUUGGUCGCGGGUACUCUUCCCCAGAAACGCGUCCUGGACCUCGCCCCCGGCGAUUCUAAUGCUGAGGCCUUGUCUCAAAUCUUGGAGAAAGCAAUGUCCUUUUAACCUUCUUCUUCCUCUUCCCCCUUCCAAUCUGCAAUCCUAUCUGCAAUCCUGUCAAAACAAACAUCAACCCCCGGAAUCAAGUCUCUGAUACAAUCCAUGUUGCACAUACGCAUCUGUUUUCUCUUUCUCUCUUUCUCUACCUCCAACAUCGUCGUUUUUCGCUUCUUACUUGGUUGUGCGUGCAUAUAUGUAUUUGUGUCUAGUAUAUCUUGGACUUGAAUAUGUUGUGUAAGUACAUAUCCACACCCUCAGUUCUCAUUUGAAGAGAUUAAAGGCGCACGUCUUUUUUUUGGAUGCAUGGAUGGAUGACACUUCUCCAAAAAAAACAGAUUGUUGAUCAUCCCAUGUUAUUUUAUGUUUGAAAUCCGUUCCAAUUCCCAGUCCUGCACCAAAAACACAUCCUCAAGUGUUCUAACCAUUUCCAUAUCAUACACACACACAAACAUAUAUGCUCUUCAACCAAGCAAAAACAGAAAUGCAUAGAAGGCUUGUUU
Puccinia graminis f. sp. tritici CRL 75-36-700-3 is the source of this 2136-nucleotide messenger RNA. Its product is annotated as hydroxyacid-oxoacid transhydrogenase. Lineage: Eukaryota; Fungi; Basidiomycota; Pucciniomycetes; Pucciniales; Pucciniaceae. Gene Ontology annotation, molecular function: alcohol dehydrogenase (NAD+) activity; metal ion binding. The transcript is spliced from 10 exons. Gene Ontology annotation, cellular component: mitochondrion. The record is from RefSeq and is a predicted model, not a curated record. Bases 136 to 1596 code for a protein of 486 amino acids.